CAUACGAGGUGUAAAGGGAGAGUAAGCAAGGCUCUUGCCGAGUGCUUUUCAGUACUAAGGAAGCGUUGUGUUCUUCCUUCAGAUACCUUCUUAGCAAAGGGCUCAGCUACUCUGGAUAAAUUGAAGGACCUCUGUAACGAAGGGAAAGAACAUCCUUCCAUGCUUUUGCAGCUCUAUACGCAGGCUGUCUUAGACAUUACAUAUUCUGAGGAAAACCAGCUUGUGGAUGUAGAUUUUCCAGAAGAAUCUUCCUUGCAAAAAGUUAAAGAACUUAUUAAUAUUCUUUCAGAACCGGAAGACCUAGUGAAGAAAUGCAACAUAAAUGAAGAACCCAUCAACAUCCUUGGUGCAGAGCUGUUAGAAUGUCUUUACUGGAGAAAAGGCGCCCUGCUUUAUAUGUAUUGUCAUACAGCAAAAGAAAGGAGCAAAUGGCUACAGGAAAACAGUACCAUAUUUAAAAAGUGUCUUAAUGAUGGAGUCCAUUACUUGAUGAAGAUGCUUAGCUUCAGAUGCCCUCUUCAGCUAAAUGAAGAUGUCUCACUUCAGGAUAAAGAUGCAGCUAGAUUACUCAGUGAAGGUAUAUUUAGUGACACUCACUUACUGGCAAUGAUGUAUAGUGGAGAAAUGUGCUACUGGGGACUGCGACACGGUGGAGAAAGGAAGCAGGAAAGCCUGGAGACAGUAGCUUCCGUCCCUAGCAGUGACCUGGACUGCAGAUCACAGUGCGUGUUGUUGGAUUUCCGAGAAACUGGCAAAAACAUGUUAACGAAGUAUGUGGCUGUAUGUGAGGGACCUUUAAAAGACCAAGGGUGGAACACAUCAACAGCCAAACAAAUGUUGUGCUACUUCAUGAAAUCUCAACACUAAAAUACGCCGCUUUGGCUAUGCUGGAAGAAACUUUGUGCCCCAACAGCACGCAUAGGGAGGUGGUUUGUCCCUCAGUGGUCCCACCGUUCUUCCUAUCAAAAUGUAUACUUUUCUUGCA
Messenger RNA from Athene cunicularia (burrowing owl), 985 nucleotides. RefSeq names its product chromosome Z C5orf51 homolog (gene RIMOC1). Gene Ontology annotation, biological process: mitophagy. The record is from RefSeq and is a predicted model, not a curated record. Lineage: Eukaryota; Metazoa; Chordata; Aves; Strigiformes; Strigidae. The transcript has 5 exons. The annotation marks the transcript as partial.